ACUCACAUAACAUAUAUACUACAGCUAGUUAACCGCGAUGGGUUCUCUGGAUAACCACUCUGUUCAUGGCUUCUCCAUUCCGGCUGACACUGCUGGCAAGGUCAUUACCUGCAAAGCUGCUGUGGCGUACAGUCCUGGCCAGCCCUUGAUCAUCGAGGAUGUGCUGGUGGAUCCGCCUCAGAAGCUGGAGGUUCGAAUCAAGAUCCUCUUCACUUCAAUAUGUCACACAGAUCUCAGUGCUUGGAAAGGGGAGAACCAAGCUCAACGUGUUUUCCCUCGAAUUCUUGGGCAUGAAGCCUCUGGAGUGGUUGAAAGCGUGGGAGAAGGCGUGACGGAAAUGGAGGCCGGAGACGUGGUGGUGGCGAUAUUCAACGGGGAAUGCGGCGACUGCGCCUACUGCAAAUCCAGCAAGACCAAUCUGUGCAAGAAGUUCAGAGUGAAUCCGUUCAAAAGCGUGAUGGCGGGGGACGGGAAGUGCAGGUUUUCCAGCAAAGAUGGGAACCCAAUCUACCAUUUCCUCAACACUUCCACUUUCUCCGAAUACACUGUCCUGGAUUCUGCUUGCCUCGUCAAAAUUGACCCACUCGCUCCACUCAAAAAGAUGACCUUGCUUAGUUGCGGUGUUUCUACCGGCCUUGGAGCUGUAUGGAACACCGCCGACGUUCGAGCCGGCGAAACGGUAGCCGUUUUUGGCCUGGGAGCAGUCGGUUUAGCGGUAGUAGAAGGUGCGCGAACUAGAGGUGCGUCAAGAAUUAUUGGAGUUGACAUUAACGCUGAGAAAUGUAUCAAAGGUAAAGCAAUUGGAAUUACGGACUUUAUAAACCCUAAGGAACUUGACAAGCCUAUUCACGAGAAAAUUCGGGAAAUGACAGAAGGAGGGGUGCAUUAUAGCUUUGAGUGCACGGGAAACUUGGAUGUUCUCCGCGAAGCGUUUUUGUCAACCAGCGACGGUUGGGGGUUGACGGUGAUUCUGGGAAUCCAUCCGAGCCCACGGCUGCUGCCGCUGCACCCAAUGGAGCUGUUCGACGGGCGGCGAAUGGUGGCGUCGAUUUUCGGGGACUUCAAAGGGAAAUCGCAGCUGCCGUUGUUCGCAAAGCAGUGCAUGGCAGGGGAGGUAAAUCUGGACGAGUUCAUAACUCACGAGAUGCCCUUUAGCCGCAUCAAUGAUGCCUUCCAGCUGCUCCUCGACGGCAAAUCUUUGAGAUGCCUUCUUCACUUUUGAGGUGUAUGCAUUCGCAAUUUCGCAUUCCUCCCUCCCUCCCGCUCCAUCUUCGUAUGCGCGCUCGCUGUUAAUUGCUUUCUACAUACUUAUACUUAUGAUAUGAUCGAAUUGAAGAUCGAUGAUGAUCUGUACAACUCUACUCUACUUAGCUUUAAUUUCGAUAAGCUAAGGCCAUAUGAUAUGCCUAUAUCUAUAUAUAGUGUGUUUGGUUGCGAUUUAAUAAUAAGAAUAAUGAGAGAUCGAUUUAAUGUA
Molecule: messenger RNA, 1474 nt
Organism: Ipomoea nil (Japanese morning glory)
Lineage: Eukaryota; Viridiplantae; Streptophyta; Magnoliopsida; Solanales; Convolvulaceae
Product: alcohol dehydrogenase-like 4
Exons: 8
Coding region: 38-1222 (394 amino acids)
Biological process (GO): formaldehyde catabolic process
Cellular component (GO): cytosol
Molecular function (GO): zinc ion binding; S-(hydroxymethyl)glutathione dehydrogenase [NAD(P)+] activity
Source: RefSeq, a predicted model, not a curated record